Molecule: messenger RNA, 5295 nt
Organism: Formica exsecta
Lineage: Eukaryota; Metazoa; Arthropoda; Insecta; Hymenoptera; Formicidae
Product: leucine-rich repeat-containing protein 24-like
Exons: 3
Coding region: 1717-3741 (674 amino acids)
Molecular function (GO): protein binding
Source: RefSeq, a predicted model, not a curated record
GCGAUCUUCCAGCAACGGUUGAUCUCGACCAGAGCGACUUGUGCGAAUGUCCGCCGUCGCCGAGGUUCCGCCGGUACGGGGAUUGAUUGAUCGGAGAAGAGAGCAUUCGAGGACGUCGAUGCCAGUUGACGACCUCAUGGCUCAAGUAGAGGGUGUUCUCUCGUGAGAGCGAGCACGGACAAUAGGGAGUACGCGAAAAGAGAAGUGCGACAAGUGACAUCGGGACGCAUCGCUGUUUAGUUUGGAGAAAAAAAGGAACGAGAGCGCGUUCCUCUCGUUGCUCGCGAGAAAAUUUUCGACGCUGAGGACAUUUGCGUGCAAGAAGAUCAUUUGUUCCAUUUCAAUUUCGUUUAUUCCGAUUAAUCUCUUUGUAUGCGAUCGUGACGAUAGUGAUCGGUAAAGUUUGCAAAGAUUUGGUGGACCGAGAAAGAGAAGGCUGCGCGAUACGGAGUAGAUGGAAUUAUCGCGGGAGCGAAGCACAGUGUACGCUCAUCUUUAAGGUCGGAGGGUGGCUGUAAGCGGUCCUGUGAUUGGUUAAGCGUGUCCGCGGGAAUCUUUUUCGCUCUGUUACGUGCGCUAAUUCGAGCUUAUCAGGCGACGUAACGCGAGGUAAAUUGAUGAGAGUCUGCGGUUGACGGCCGUUGACCGAUGUCACCCUUGUCAGGUCAGGAUCGGUCAACGUCAAGGAAGAAAGAGGAAAAGUUAGAGUGCCAAAGGGACUUGGAUUGAACGGCGAAGUUCGACAUCGCGAUCGACGUGGCUAAUUCGCGCGACAGGAUCGCGUUACGUCGACGACUAUGAGCUACACGGACUGAAACUAUCGCUAGUAUAUCCGCCAAUCCAACGGGAAACUUUCGCUCAACUCAAUUACGCUGCAACCGUGUCGUGUUCGCGCCUGCGAAAGCCAAACGAAAGGUGACACCGACCUACUCUUGGCCGUAACUCGACGCUCGUACUCCAUGAGAGAGUUAAUCGCGGUCCCGCGAACGCUUCUGGGUUCUUCGUCGGGUUCGCGAUUAAUUUAUGAUAAGUGUGAUAAGCCACCUCUGGUGUGGAUUACGCCGCGCACUGACGACGACGGGGAGGGAGUUAGUAGCACGGUUAGCGGACUCAGCGAUUAUAAUAUGGCGAGACAGGCAUAUUUCGUCGUUGAUUAAUAUGCCGACCGCGAGAAGCAACGAGGUGGGAUUUAAAAUUCAUAUCGGUCGCAUAAUCGAUAUUUUGUCACGCGCGCUUCCUUUUUGAUUUCGGUACCAUCAAGUUACCACCAAAGUUAUUUAUGUGAACUGCAUAUCAAACGACACUGCGCAAUCGAACGAAGGAUUCAUCCUGGUAUUCGAAUUAAAUCGUCGCGGCAGUUAUAAAAAGGAGAAUAGCUGGCACUGGCUUAAACUACUGAUACGCGAGCGCUUAUGGCGCUCAUUUAAUCAGAAUGAGAACUGAGAAUCCGCUGACAAUGCCGCUGCUGCGACGACAGGACGGGUCUGCGAAAUGAAAACUUCUGACAGAGACAAUGGAAGCGUCCACGCGAGUAUGACGGCCUUAUUCAGUGUCGCGGACGGCACGCUUAGGCGACCACAAACGACUCGUCAGUAAAACGGAGAAGUGUCGUCGUCUGUUGCGGUGGAGUCGACUUCCUGUUCUCGCCCCGAGGCGAGAGAACGAUCCGGACUGGAUCAGCGGACAUCGGACAGACACCGAUAAAAGGACGGUGUUAUGUUAGUGACAAGGUGUCACCCUCUAGGAGGGCACAUAUUACUUGCCCUCUUCCUCUUGACGGGGUGUUUUGCCUUGCUGUCACGAGCGGUCGCCUUCCCGGAUUGGACCGACUGCCCCGCGGUAUGUCGAUGCAAAUGGACCUCCGGCAAGAAGUCCGCUUUGUGCCCGGACGCCGGCCUGACGUCGCUGCCGGCGUCCCUCGAUCCGGACAUGCAAGUUCUAGAUUUGUCCGGCAACAUGAUACCCGCGCUACAGGCGGAGGUAUUCAAGCUGGCCGGCUUGGUAAAUCUGCAACGGGUCUUCUUGCGCAAGGCUGGCAUUCACACGAUUCAUGCGGACUCCUUCAAGGACAUGAGAAUACUCAUCGAGAUCGAUUUGUCGGACAAUCACGUGACGACCUUGGAGCCGGACACGUUCCUCGGGAACGAGCGCCUGCGUAUCCUGAUACUUAGCGGGAAUCCGCUCGGUACUCUACGUAAUCUACAAUUUCCCGUGCUGCAGCAUCUGCGGAAUUUAGAACUGGAGAAGUGCUCCUUGACCGAAAUACACAGACAGGCCUUUGCCCGCUUGAGCGGCUUGGAGUUCCUGAAGCUGGAUGGCAACCAGCUGGAAUAUCUAGAAGCCUCGGUGAUAUCCAAUCUGUCUCAAUUAAAAACCGUAUCGCUGGACGGUAACCGGUGGAAAUGCGACUGCAGAUUGCGAGAUUUUCGCAUCUGGCUCAUUCCCGACGCCCCCAGAAAGUUGUAUUCCGUUCCGCAGAUCUGUAUGGGUCCAUCGAGAUUGGCAGGUCGUAGAUGGGAAGACGUCAAGCCCGUCGACUUCGCUUGUGAACCGGAAGUAUUCGUUCUAGCGAGUAGCACACAAGAAGAGACCAACGGUAAUCUCAGCUUGGCAUGUUUGGCAUCCGGCGAUCCCGAGCCGGAAAUCUGGUGGCAGCUGAACGGCGGACCGGUUAAUGCUACUAAAUUAACCGAUCAAUUAUACACCGGGCCUCUCGUCGUCUAUACGACGUCCGAGGUCGGUGCGUCUUCCAAGUUCGACAAAUCCGUGUCGUCUAAAAUCGUCCCGGAGCGAUGGAGUAAUCUGACUGUUUACAACGCCAGCGACAGCGACGCUGGCGAGUAUACUUGUUUCGCGAGAAACAUUGCCGGCGUCGCCCGGGACACGGUCAACGUGGCGAUACCUCACGUCUACACGGCCCCGACUCUCUCUCAGAGCGACAACUGGCUCCUCUGGGUAAGCCUAGCGGGUGGCGGCGCGGCCGCCGCAUGCGCUUCCAUUUCGGCUGUCCUUCUGGCCCUUUGCUUGUGCGGCGGCAACCGGCGGCAUAGAAAGCGUGAGAAGAUGAAGCUGCAGGGUAGCAGUAGCUUCGGCGACCAAGAAAAGAAAUUGUUGGACCUGUCCGUGACCACGACUACGACGCCCGGCAAUAGCAACGACCGCGGCAGCGGCCACGGCAGCCUUGGCGAGGCGUGUAGCACCGGUGAUCUCGAGCUGGCCGAGCGCGGCUCCAUUUGCGACCCCAUGGCCGCAGCUGCCGUCACCGUCGAGCGGCUCCGACCCGCGGAGAGCGCGAUAAACGCCAUUCGCGCGGUCCCGUGCUCCGCUGCUGGAAACCUAUUUCCGCCCCCGCCACCGGAAUUCACCACUGGCGUACUGCCGGCCGGCAUCUUCGGCAACAUCUUCAUUUCCGUGUCAUUGCCGCAGGACGCGUCGUCGGAGCGCUGCUAUCCGGAUCUCCUCGACAUCCCCGUCCAUGCUGUCAGCGGCGCCGUGACGGCCGUCACAGCCAGCGGAAAGAUACCAUCAGCGGCUGUCAACGUUUCCAGCUUCGCCACGCUGCCGCGCCGGGCCUUACGUUCCGCCGAAAUUGCCGGCGCCGGGUCGCCUUACGAUAACAUGGGACCGCGCAUCACGGCGAACGGCAGUUCCGCGUUCUCGUUGACGGAUAUAGAUCUGCGACUGUCACCGCCACCGCCGCCGCGGAUCAUUCAACCGCCGCACGAAUUCGUUUCCCUCUAAAGGAGCGGCCUCCCCUCCAUAUAUUGUCGCGCAUACUAAUUUCGUAAUCGAUAAUAUUCCGCUAAUAACAUUUCCCCGAUAUACUGAGGAGUGUCCAUUAUCGGCCGGAUGUUAUUAGAUGUGACAACAAUUAGCGCGCGGUAAUAUUGACUGUAUCAUAGGAGUCGUUCAAAGACUGACUCCCUUUGAGAACGCAUGCGCGAGCUUCGAACGAGUGAUCCGUAUACGAUCCUCGAUGGAAAACGAAUCAUUAUUUUCAUGUCAUCCAAUCGCUAAUUUGACAAUGACACGCAUCACAUUAGUUGUAUCGAACAACUUUUACCCUAGCAUCAUAUGCUCGCUGAGUCAUCAUGAUCGCCAAGGACUUGGCGUUGCAAGAAUAUUGAUAUCGCAACUCUAGACUGCCAUUUGUCAAAUCAAAAUUUUUGAAUAGCGUUAUGAAAAUAAGUUAUAUAUAUAUAUAUAUGUUAUUUUUCAGCAAUUAAAAACUGUUACUUAUCAAUAACAGAAUCGAAUAUUGCGUAUCACUAUUUAUCAUAAAAAGCGAUACAAGACACAAUUCAGCUAAUGAUUUGAGAAUGAUUAAACUUUUUUUUCUUCUCUCAGAUAAUUCAAAUGACUCAAAAACGCAUAAAAAUAUCUUUAAUAUUUCUUAAACAUUUAAAGCUUUUUAAAUUUUUGUACUAUGUCUAGAUACGAAAUAGAUGAGCGUAGUUCAUUUAGGCGAUUUCUCUCGGCGAAUUUCGUCGCGUUGAAAAAGAACAUGUAAAAGAUUUACUGGAAAUGAUUAACGUAUGUCGAUGUACAAUUUUGGCGAAACACUUCUGAACACUGCGGAAUCGCACGAAUAGGUAAUCAUUGACAGAUAGCCGGGGAACACCCCAUGGGAAACGACGAGAAUGUUAGUCGUGAUUAGACAUUUCCCGCGAGUGCGGUCCAAGUCGUUCUUCCCUACGACAUAUAGUGUGAAUCUGGUGAAUCGGCAUGCCGAGAGAGGACUGAAAGGAAAUCGAUAUUGCAAGCCGUGCGUGUUACCAAGAUUAAUAUACGGAGCAUUCGAUCGAGGGGCCGAUAUCGGCCAUGACUGCCGGACACUUACUACCGAAUAUCUGUUUGUCUAUGCUUGUCUGCCUGCCUUGCCCGCUUGUCCGGCCCGCGGCCGCUUGCGCUCACGAUGAAUGCGUGUGAGUGAUGGACGGAUGCGUGAGAGAAACUUUAGAUCUAUAAAAAAAAAAGUCUCUUCUAGUCUCCGCUAAAUAAUCCGAAGCGAGGCGACGUUUGUACAUACUUUACACGACUAUUUCUUCAAACGAUGGACUUUUGGCUAGCGCGAGCCCCAAACACGCCGCGCAUCUCACAUUAUCUUCCUCCCAUUCAUUCUCCAAAGUGUAUCACUAGUUUGUUAUGUACUCUCUACGUGUGUACAUAUUUGUUAUUACAUUACAACAUUCGUGUACACGCGCGAUCCGGACGUUGCAAGUUGCGCGAACGCCGGCGCGUUAUACAUGAAUAAUAUUCAUUAUGAACACUUUGUCAAUUAAUAAAAUCAUUGAA